This is a messenger RNA of Helianthus annuus (common sunflower), 1539 nucleotides long. RefSeq lists its product as uncharacterized. The coding region runs from base 98 to 1519 and encodes 473 amino acids. The transcript has 2 exons. The record is from RefSeq and is a predicted model, not a curated record. NCBI's taxonomy places the organism in Eukaryota, Viridiplantae, Streptophyta, Magnoliopsida, Asterales, Asteraceae.
AUAAAACCUCAUAUUCUUCCACUUUUUUUACAACUCAUACCAUUCUCAUUCUCAUUCUCCAUAUAUUUUUAAAAAAGCUAGUCUCACUUUAUAAAAAAUGGGUUCCCCGUCGGAAGAGUCUUUCACCGAAAUUUACCGAAGAUAUUUUUCGCCCGACGAAGACGCGGCCGAGGAAGAAGCGGUUACGAGUGCAUGUACUUUUGUGCUACAAACAUUUGAGCACAUUCGGCCACCUCCCCCUCCACGACCCAUCUUGCGACGCACCUAUAUCUUGCGAGAUCGUGAAGCCGCGAACGAGCGUUUGAUGAAAGACUAUUUUGACGCGGCACCGGUUCACGGACCGAAUGUUUUUAGACGACGUUUUCGGAUGAGCCAAAGGUUAUUUUUGCGCAUUAACAAUGACUUGGAAAAUACGUACGAUUUCUUUAAGCAAAGAAUGGACGCACGAGGAUAUCUAGGCUUCACCUCAAUUCAAAAGGUCACAUCCGCCUUACGCGUAUUAUCAUACGGAAACACGUACGACAUCAACGACGAGUAUUUGAAGAUGGCGGAGAAAACAACCCGAGAUACCUUGGAACAUUUUUGCUAUGGAAUAUGCCAGUUAUAUGGAAAACGUUAUUUGAGAAACCCCACUUGGAACGACCUUCAAAAAAUAUAUGAGGUGCAUCUAGAAAAGCAUGGAAUACCCGGCAUGAUUGGUAGCUUGGAUUGUCGUCAAUGGCGUUGGUAUAAUUGUCCAACCGCAUGGCGAGGUCAACAUACACGGGGUGAUCAAAAAGGGCCAACUUUGGUAUUAGAAGGUGUUGCGUCAUACGACCUUUGGGUUUGGUCGGCCUUCUUUGGUGUAGCCGGGUGUUUUAACGAUAUUAAUACGUUAGAGGCUUCACCAUUAAUCGAGGGCUACAUUUCUGGAACUAUACCAAAGGCCGGUUUCCAUGCAAACGGGAACGAUUACGAGCAUGGCUACUACUUGGGCGAUGGUAUCUACCCCGAGUAUUCGAUUAUUGUUAAAACGUUUUCAGAAACUUUCGAUGAAAAAAGAAAGUAUUUUAAAAAAUUACAAGAGUCUUCGAGAAAGGACAUCGAGAGGUGUUUUGGGGUUCUACAGCAACGAUGGCAUUUUAUCAGAAAUCCUUGUCGCAUGUGGCAUAAGGAUAAAAUACGAAUGGCCAUGUAUGCUUGCAUCAUUUUGCAUAAUAUGAUCAUUGAGGAUGAUGGAAAAGCGAUAUGCCAAAACUAUAUUCCCGAAGAUUUGGUCGAACUACCCCAAGCGACAACGGAAGAGAGACUCGCAAAUGCUCAACUACUACGAUCUAGAGAAAUACAUAACACGUUGAAGGCGGAUUUGGUUGAGCAUGCUUGGGCGAUUCGCCCAAUUCGAUUAAACAAUGAUCACGACGAAGAUUCCGAGGAAGAAGUGGGGGAGGAAUUCGAAGACGGGAACUUUGAAGACGUAGGUUUAGAUGCUGGAGAAAACGAAGAGGAAGAAGGAGAGAACGAAGAUGACACCGAAGAAUAAAUUUAUUUUUUAGGUGUAAU